GUUGUAAUAAUUCAUCAUGGCCAACCUUAGUUUCAGAGACUUGAUUUGAUCUUGUAUGUUAUCUGUUUCUCAUUGGUCAAGACAUGGUCUUUUGUUUGCAGUUCCUGGAUAUGAUUAAUAUUCUGCGUUAUUCGUUCUCUUGGUUUGACCAUGUCUGAUAUCAAGCUUGUUCCUGUUUCUAGGGGUUUAAACAUGUCAUCUCUUUGCAGGUCUUGGAUGUGAUUAAUAAUUCACAUUAUUUAUACCGGAUGACAAUACUUAGGGCAAUUUCUUUACUUGCACCUGUGAUGGGUUCUGAGAUAACAUGUUCUAAGUUGCUGCCAGUGGUUAUUACGGCAGCAAAGGACAGAGUGCCCAACGUCAAAUUUAAUGUUGCAAAGGUGUUGCAGUCCCUUAUCCCUGUUGUUGACCAAUCAGUAGCAGAGAAAACGAUUCGCUCUAGUUUAGUAGAGCUAGCUGAGGACCCUGAUGUUGAUGUCCGUUUUUAUGCAAGUCAAGCCCUUCAGUCAAUUGAUGAUGUCAUGAUGUCAAGCUAGAGAUACUUAUCUGUUGGGGGUUCAAUACCAAAAAUCUGUCGUCAAAUCCUCUGGACGUCUAGGAUUAUGCCGUCACACCAGGAAACAGUUGAGGGAAGGCAGAAAGUGAAAUACAUCUGUUUGAGAUUUGGGAGUCUUAUUAAUACUAAUAUAUAUUUUAGGAUGUCAAAUAUGAAAUGCUUCCUACAGUAAGCUCAAGUAUUUACAUGUAAAUUGGCUGUUAGACUAACUAAUUAGUAUCUUUGAAUGAA
Molecule: messenger RNA, 787 nt
Organism: Solanum tuberosum (potato)
Lineage: Eukaryota; Viridiplantae; Streptophyta; Magnoliopsida; Solanales; Solanaceae
Product: serine/threonine-protein phosphatase 2A 65 kDa regulatory subunit A beta isoform-like
Exons: 3
Coding region: 249-536 (95 amino acids)
Biological process (GO): protein dephosphorylation
Cellular component (GO): cytoplasm; protein phosphatase type 2A complex; nucleus
Molecular function (GO): protein phosphatase regulator activity
Source: RefSeq, a predicted model, not a curated record